GAACUAGAGAUUUUCCCCACAGGGUACGGUCAUCAGACAUAACUCUACCGCCGAGCGCAAAAAGUACAUCGGAGCAACCAUUAAGUGGCGAAACAUCGGCCUUUUUGCAAAGCACAUCUUUAAUGUUUGAGGCACAGGGGCGAAAUUAUCAAAUGAAAAAUGAGAGAGGAACAAUAAAUUUUCUGACGGAACAUGUUGUUGCUACAUUCGACAAUUGUAAGAUUUCUUAUAGAAAUUCCACUUCGUUUAAUGAACGUAGGUCGAAAAUUCGGAAAGAUGCUGCUGAACGUAUGAAGAAGUUAUUUGGUGACACUGAGGUUGGAGCUGCGGUGGUUCAUUGGGAUGGAAAAUUAAUACCAGAUGGACUAUCUAGUAAAAAGGUUGACCGAGUGCCUACAUAUAAUAAUUCGAAGCAUGACCGUUGAAAAAAUAUUAAACGUACCGGCAUUACCGGUUGGAAGAGGAAUAACUCAGGCUCAGGAAAUUUUCAAGAGUGUACAAGAAUGGGUAUUAUCUGACAAUAUCCAAAUCUUGUUUGUCGAAAUGGAGCAGCAACCAAUUUAGAGCAGUUUUUACAAAAAGAUCUUCUGUAUUUACCUUGUAGACAUCACAUCUACGAAUUGGUCUUAAAUUUUGUUUUUGUGACAAAAUUUCCGGGAACUGAUGGGCCAAACGUUCCUCUGUUUAAACAAUUUCAGGAAACUUGGAAUGUAAUUGAUCAAACUAAAUAUAAUAACGGUCUUACAAGAAAUAAAAUUCCUAAAAAACUGUUAGCAAAAGUUGAAAAAACAAAUGAAACGAUCAAAAACUUUCUAAGUGAAAUUCUGCCUCGCGAUGAUUAUAAAGAGCUUUUGGAGUUGUGUCAAAUUUUUCUUGGCACGAUGGAAGCUGAUAGUGUGAAAUUUUAUAAACCAGGAGCAUUUCACCAUGUCCGCUGGAUGUCAAAAGCGAUCUAUUCGCUGAAAAUAUACAUUUUCCGGGACAUUUUUGAGGUAGAUCGAGCACUGCAACAAAGUCUUUUGGAUAUUUGUUUAUUCAUAGUAUUUGUUUACGUGCCAUUUAGGUUUACGGCACCUCUUGCAGCAUCGGCUCCAUAUCAAGACUUGAAUUUUGUAAAAACUGUACAUCAAUACAAGACGAUUGAUAAGAAACUUUCUGAAGCAGUCUUGCACAAAUUCAAAAAUCAUUUGUGGUAUUUGAAUGCUGAAGCUGCUGCUCUGGCUUUUUUCGAUCCGAAUAUACCGAUUUUUAUGAAACAUAAAAUGAUUGAAGCAUUAAAAUGCCAUGAAGAUAUGGAUUUUGAUUACCCUAAACGCUACGUAGUGAAUUCAGACAGUGAAAUUAUCAAUUUACAAAAAAGAGAUAUUUACUUUUUUAUUAAUUCUAAUUCGAGUAAAUAUUUUGAUCCAUUCAACAUAAAUAAAAAAUUUUUAGAGUGUGAUGUUGAAAAAUGGUCAACUAAUGAUGAUUACUUAGAAGGUUUGGAUAUUGUAAAUAAUCUGCAAGUUAUUAAUGAUGUAGCUGAGAGAGCAGUUCAGUUGACUCAAGAUUACAUCAAUAUUUUGACUACUAAAGAAGACCAAAAACAUUAUUUAAUACAAGUUGUACGUGAAUACAAGGAUACUUACCAUAACGCUACAAAAAGCUGCUUAACAACGAAACGUGAUUAAAAAGACAAAAAAAUAUUAAUAAUACAUCGUAAUAUUAGUUGUAAUGCAUUGUUUCCGUUAU
This is a messenger RNA of Rhagoletis zephyria (snowberry fruit fly), 1731 nucleotides long. RefSeq lists its product as uncharacterized. The record is from RefSeq and is a predicted model, not a curated record. NCBI's taxonomy places the organism in Eukaryota, Metazoa, Arthropoda, Insecta, Diptera, Tephritidae.